Gadus morhua (Atlantic cod) is the source of this 1642-nucleotide messenger RNA. RefSeq names its product ras-related protein Rab-19. The transcript has 5 exons. Gene Ontology annotation, molecular function: GTP binding; GTPase activity. The record is from RefSeq and is a predicted model, not a curated record. Lineage: Eukaryota; Metazoa; Chordata; Actinopteri; Gadiformes; Gadidae. The coding region runs from base 484 to 1185 and encodes 233 amino acids.
UCUCCUGCUGUGACUUGUUCUUUUGUGGGCUGAGAUGACGACACAACAGAGCAUGUGGGCAAAGGCGGGGCAAGACGCGGGGGUCUCUAACAUUCAGUGUCGUUCUACUUCUUGCCAUGUGCACAUCCAUAACCAAAGUCAUUCAAUGAAGGCUGACUGGUAAAUAUAACUUGAUUGAUUUAUUUAUAGAUUUAUCUUUUGUAAAAAAAAAAAAGUUAAUUUGCCUGUAAGUUUUAUAAAUGAUACUUAGUUCGUUGUCCACAGCUAUGCAUAUUAUUAAUGGCAUGCAUGGUCGCACACUUGGUUGAUCUUAAGAGAGUGUCAUUUAUUUAACCUUUCUCUAGAGUGCAAAGGACCGCUGGUGAGACCAAGGCGUCAUGUUUACAUUUAGUUACAAGCACUUCAGGCGUACAAGUUUAAGCGUGCCUUCUCCAGUCGUUGGUUCCUUAAGGAGGGCCCUGUGUUGGAACUUCCUGUUCCAAGAUGCAGUGGUGCAGGUGGGCCAGCCGUUGGGUAUCGAGUGUAAGCACACAGUCCACAGAGCCGGACCAUGAGGACAGCUUUGACUUUCUGUUUAAAAUCAUCCUGGUGGGGGACUCCGACGUGGGCAAGACUUGCGUGGUUCAAAGUUUCAAGUCUGGAAUAUUUGCAGAGAACCAGCAAAAUACCAUUGGUGUGGACUUCACUGUUCGUACUCUAGAUAUCGAUGGCAAAAGGAUUAAGAUGCAAGUUUGGGACACGGCCGGUCAGGAGCGUUUCCGCACCAUCACCCAGAGUUACUACCGCAGCGCCCAUGGGGCGCUGGUAGCCUAUGACAUCACACGCCGGCCCACUUUCGAAUCUGUGCCUCACUGGAUCCACGAGAUCAGACAUUAUGGAGCCGCCGGGGUGGUGGUAAUACUCAUCGGUAACAAGUCAGACCUCCAGGACGAGAGGCAGGUGUUGUUUGAGGAAGCGUGCACCCUGGCCGAAGACAAAGGCGUGCUGGCCGCGCUGGAGACCUCGGCCAAGGCGGCCCAGAACGUAGACGCCGCCUUCAUCCUCAUGGCCCGCGAACUGCUGGCGCAGAACGGCAUGCCCAUCACGAACGAGCUGGCCCCGGAGACUCCGCAGUUCGGGCUGGGCGGGACCUCAUCGCAUCCCGUUGUGGGAGGCGAUUCUUUGGAGAAGAAGUGUGGGUGUUGAGCGACCGCAGGCUGCAGGGCCCUGACCGCAGUGUGUCUCUGGAGGUGUGGUUGAGUGGCUCGUUUCUGAACCGUGGAGGGAGUAAGUGCAAAUGUGGGCUGUAUGUGUGAAUGUGGGUGGGCAGGGGAUGGAGAUGCGAUUUGAAAUGAUUUAUUUAUUUGGUGUAGGGUAUGUGAAACGAUUGCUUUUACUGACAUAAGGAAUACUGAAGAUUAUCAACAAAAGAGCUUUUAUUUGGUCCUUUUGUCGCUAUAAUUGACAUUAAAUUAACAUACUGUAUGUGUUCUUUUGUGGGGAAAAACUUGUUCAGGGAAAUCAAGAUGAACACGUUGCUUGAGUGGCUUUGGAAACAGUAUCACUGCUAUGAUAUAUCUGUUCAUUUCAUUACUUUCAUUUCAUCAGAUCAUUUCCUUUCCUUUCCGUGUAUUUUAAAUAUUAAAAAGAACAUAAGCAUGGC